Molecule: messenger RNA, 2671 nt
Organism: Harmonia axyridis
Lineage: Eukaryota; Metazoa; Arthropoda; Insecta; Coleoptera; Coccinellidae
Exons: 7
Coding region: 366-2429 (687 amino acids)
Source: RefSeq, a predicted model, not a curated record
UGAAUGGUUUAUUUUUCCAGUCUAGUGAAAAACGAAGAGGUGUGACGUGACGUGAUAAUAAUAUCCACAAGUUUUGCAAAAAUAUUCUCCAAUAAUCGAAGGGAAAGUUCCAAACAUUGUUGUUGUUUAUGCUUUAAAAUAUGAACUGUCUGAUAUUGUGCAUUACUGGCCUUGAUGGAUACCUCCUUUAUGAAUAAAUGGCCAACUUAUUGUUGACCUUGCUUUAUUAAUUAAUUUCCUUUUAUUCACCGUAUUCAACCUGUGAAUUCGGAUGAAACUUUCGAAUUUAUGUCGAGAAUUAGCAAAAUUAAUGUGUAUCCUGUGAAGUCGAUCAUGGAAUACUCGAUUAUAUAUUUUUGAACAACAUGAGCAGAGAUUAUGGAGCCCAAUUCGAUUUCCUGGAGACAGAGUCCGUGGGACGGGCCUUGGACUGCCUGGGCCCACGUCAACCGACGGGCCCGUUUCAUUACCUGAUAAAUGAGCAGGCGAAGUCGCUGCUGGCGCUGCAAGAGUUGCAGCAUGAGGUCGGAGCGCUACUCGAGUUCCGAGACCUCGUCAUCGAGACCUUCCCGAGUCUCAGGACGAAGCUAUCUUCGACGCCCUCGGCCGUGGCCCAGAUGGCCCACCAUGGGGGUCCCAACAGGACGGAUUGGGUGCCGGGAGUGCGGGUCCGCAGGAAACUGGGUCCCAAGAAGAACGACGCGGUGCCAGACUCGGGCUUCAGCACCGAGACGUCCAGCAAAGACACGCACAGCGCCGCGUCGUCCACCGCGACGGCCGCCACUUCCGCAGGGGCCCAGGACGAGACGGAGGACGAACUGUGGAGCCUCCUGGACCUGAUCCAUCGGAAGGGCACACGGCUCAAGGAUGAGGUCGAGGCUUUGCAGGAUCAACUGCAACAGCAGCACACUGUGGAGGAUGUUCGCGACGCCGUGUUCCGCUCCAACGAGGACGUGGACCAGGUUAGGAGAGAGCGGGACGAGCUAAAGGAUCGCAUGGUCGAAUUGGAGGCUGAGGUUGUCGCCGGCCGAAUCCACACUUCCAGACUGCAGGAAGACAUGGAACAACUGCUGGCGACCAAGCAGGAUCUGGAGGAACAGCUAAGGGUGGCCCUGGACGAGAAAGGCGAGGUGAACUCGCGAAUCCACGAUUUGCACGCGCAGUUCGUAACUAAGAGUGAUUUGGAGAGGGGCAGGUCGAUCUUGCGAACACCAAGUGCUAGGACGGUUAGCGGUGGUGCCAAGUGCACAAAAAGUGAAGAUGAGUGCGAUCUGGAUAGGACUUUGGGGGCAGACGUGCCCAAGGUUAGAUUCAUAGAUAAUGCCAAGUUUUGCGCCAUUCUGGCCGAGAAGAAUCCCUCCAUCCUGCAGAAGCACCUUCUCACUUCUACUGUUCAGAAUGAGAUCUUACUGAAGCAACUAGAAAGUGCGACAAAAGUUGAAGUAGAUUUGGUAGACAAGUUGAGCAAAGUUAGAGAAGAGAAUGAAGAACUGAAGUUUCAGUUGGAAGAUAAAAGUAUUGAAUUGGAAGGCACAAGAGCUCAAGUCCGGGUCUUGGAACAAUUGCAAAAAGGUUGUCCACACGACGGACCCGACGUGAUUCCUUCAUCCACACUGAGCUCUUCCACUCCUACUCGAGGGGAAAUUCUCUCGGCAAGUAUGAAAAAUAUGAGCCCCAUUCCUAUGACUUUGCAAAUCGAUCAUAGUAGUAGUACAGAGUCUGCCCAUGAUCAGACUGAGAGUAAUAAGAGGACCAUGGAGGGCAGUCGACGCAAGCCAAGCAAAAUCCCUUUGAAGAGCUACACGGCCCCCAAACCCCCUGGCAGAGGUAAAUCGCACUCUUCGGCACGUAGUCGUAGUGGCGACUCGCCCGGUAGACCGCACAGCGCACAAUCGACGAGAGGUGGCGCCAGAAGCGAGGCUAACAGCCUGCAAGGCCCCGCCUCCAAGGGUGGGAGCUCGCUGCCCAAAUCGCGCAACGGCUCGCUCGUCACAUCGAAAGACUCGCUGUCGAGCAAGCUGCGUAGCAGCGAUUCGUUGUCGAAGCUGUCGAACGCAAGCAGCAGCUUUGGCAACACCGGCAGGGGCACCCUACGGAAAAGUAGCACCUCGAACACCAAGGACCAGCCUACCGCCGACAAGGUCGAUUUGGGUCAAGAAAAAUAUCAAUUUCAAUGGAGUCCCUCUUCAUUUGAAGGCCGGAAAGUUGACUAUUUAGACUCCCUGGAUCCUAAUUCUUUCUCUCAUCGCUCGAUGACAGAUAGCUCUAGUCAUAAAUUUCAAACUGCAAACACUUUUACCUGGAAUAGGACGAGGGAGUAUUACGACAGCAUAGAUUCAAACCUUUCAUCUAGUCUGUAUCAACAGAAUGGGGAAGAACUUGCUGAAUGCGAUUCCCUUGAAAAGCACAUGUCUGGAAAUACGGAAUAAUAACAAGAAGAUGUGGCAGAUGAAACUGAAAUACAACCAAAAUAUGAAAUUAUUCAUUUAUGUGUGAACCUAUCUAUUAUAACUCUCUUUAUAUUGGUCAUAAUCACCAAUUAAAAGAGAACACUUGUUAUGAACUAGAUAGAUUUAGGAUACUUGAGUUACACUAAGUGAUUGUAUCUGCAAACUUGUAUAUGCCUGUGAUAAAAAUUGAAAGCUAUUUGAUAAUUUUUCAAGCAACUAUA